UGCCGGAGACGCGGAGAGGAGACGACUCUGGCACAAACCACCGCACAUUCAGGGGAUACGAGGGAACAGCGAAGGGUGUCUCAACAUGCACCCUGAUACCCUCCUCACCCUGCUCGUAACUCUGCUGCUCCCUCAAGUUCAGCGAGGUUCCUCCUUGCAGGACAUCCUAACCAGCCAUGAGAACAUCGUAAAGAUCAACUCCGUAGCAGAAAUGAUGCAGUGCUCAGCAGCCAUGGACGUCCUGUUCCUCAUGGACGGCUCCUACAGCAUGGGAAGAGGCAGCUUCGAGAGGUCCAAACACUACGCAAUCAAGCUGAGUCAGGCCCUGGACAUCGGCAUGGACAAGGUGCGAGUCGGUUUGGUUCAGUUCGGCUCCAGUCCUCGGCUGGAGGUUUCCUUAGACUCGUGCUCCUCCAAACAGGAGCUGAAGAAGCACAUGCAAAAGAUUUCCUACAGAGGAGGCAGCACCCAGACGCGCCUGGCCCUCAAAUACAUCAUGAGGAAGGGUUUCCCAGGUGGCCGCAACUCCUCCAGCGUCCACCGGAUCGCCAUCCUCCUCUCCGACGGGAAGUCUCAGGGCAACGCGGUCCAGACAGCUGCUCAGCUCAAAGAGACAGGCGUGGUCUUGUUUGCUGUGGGCCUGCGAUACCCCAAGUGGGAGGAGCUUCAUGCUCUUGCUAGUGAGCCGAUGGAGAGCCAUGUCUUCUUUGCCGAGCACUUCCAUGACGCUGUCAACGGCCUGUACACCACACUGAACACCUUCUCCGUUUGCAAUGCUACACCUGCAGGCUGUCAUAUGGAGUCAUUUCCCUGUGAGAGGAAGACACUAGAGACGGAGAAACAGCUGCAGGGGAAUUUCAUGUGCUGGAAAGGCUCCAAGGGGUAUUCCCCGUACACAUCCCUCUGUCCCUACUACAGGUACACCAAGGUUUACAAGAAACACCCAACAGUCUGUCAUAGGACUAUCUGUUCAGAUCCCUGUGAUUCCCAGCCCUGUCUGAAUGGUGGCACAUGUGUAUCAGAGGCUCCAGAGAGUUACAGCUGUGUGUGUCCCCCUGGCUACGGAGGAGACCCACACUGUGCUCCUGCGUUAUCACUGGACUGCUCCGUGGACCUGCUCUUUCUCCUGGAAGGCUCUGCCACGCUCCCUUUAGAAUCCUUCCUCCGCCUCAAGUCCUUCCUGAGGCGCUCACUGCAGACUGUGAUCGGCUCCAACAGCCCCACCAAAGUCGGGCUGGCCGUCUUCGGCGGAGAGACUCGAGUCCAGGCCCAGAUUGGGAAGUUCAGAGGGGACCUGAAGGGUCUUCUCAAAGCUGUGGAUGCACUGCAGCCUCUCGGUGGUCAGACCCUCACAGGCCAGGCGCUGCGCUACGUCACCCACCAGGGCUUUGCUGACGUCACAGAUGAUCUUCCUCGCGUGGUGGUGCUCCUCGCUGACAGCCCUGCUGCUGAUGAGGUGGUGGAAGCCUCUAAAUAUGCUCGUGAUAGAGAGAUCUUUCUGAUUGGGGUUGGACCGGAUGUCUUGAAGGGGCAGCUCAAUAAUAUCACAGGAAAUCCUCAGAGGACUGUCACCUACACAUCCCCUGAUAGGCUCUCGGAGAAAAUACCCGAGCUCAAGGCCAAGAUCUGCAGUGUGGAUAUACAAGGUUGUCUGGGUCAAGCAGUCGACCUGGUCUUCACCCUGGAUGCCUCGGCCGCCGUGGGCCGGGAGAACUUCGCCACCCUGCAGGACUUUGUCCGCAGCCUCACCGUUCAGUUCGACGUCAACCGCGACGUGGCUCAGGUGGCCCUGGUGGCGUACAGCCGGAGAGCCGCCACCGUGUUCCGCCUGGACGCCCACGACACCGGCUCCGCCGUGCUCAGGGCCGUAGGCGACGCCGGCUACAUGGGCGGCGUGGCCUCCACGGGCGCGGCUUUGCUCCACGCCCACUCCAGCGUCCUGACCGUGGCGGGCGGUGCACGGCCCGGCGUGAACAAGGCCGUGGUGGUGGUGACGGACGGCUCGGGCGGGGACGACGCUGUCGUGCCGGCUCAGAAGUUAAGAGACAGCGGAGUUUCCGUUUUUGUGAUCGGCAUCGGGGAUGCGCAGAGAGAGAAACUGAUGCAGAUCGCUGGGUCGGAGGAUCACAUGAUCUCCGUGCCUUCCUACGAAGAUCUCAAGUAUUUUGAGGACGUAAUCGUGCAAUUGCUGUGUUCAGAGGCGAAGAAACCAGUAAACCUGUGCAAACCCAACCCAUGUAUGCAUGAUGGGACCUGCACCCUGUUAGGAGGGAGCUACCAGUGCCAGUGCCGAGGAUAUGAAGGGCCGCACUGUGAAACAAGAAGCAGAAAGCCUUCAUCCAGAGGGGAUCUUCCAAGGCCCAAGGGCCUGAGGAGGAAGAGCAGGCAGAGGAAGAGCCACCAGCAGCUUCUGCAUCAGUACAAAAUCCACCGUCGGAGACACACUGCCUGACAAACCUGCAAAAAUACGUAACAGGAACAACUCAUUCAUGAAUGCUACAGAACCAAGGAAUUAUUAUUGGAGCGAGGAGAAUCCUGAGGUUGUUUUGCUACUUUCAGCAAGUGCCCAGUUUGCUGCUGAAUCAGCCCUCACACCCAUAAAAACAUGGUUCUCUUGGCUGUUUCCACGAUGUGAACUGUCAUGAUUUUACAAUUGAUCUGAAUGUAAUCGCUAUAACGUUCUAUCCUUGUGCAGCAUGUGUACAUUUUCAUAUUUUUAUUCAAAAAUGCCGCUUUAUGAUGCCAGAUAUGACCCAGCCUGACGUACGAGUACAGACCAGACCAGUUUGUAAAAAAGAAGAGCAAAUUUAUACCUGGAUCAAUUUCAGGAUGACUUUCUGAUCCAGUUUUAGCAUAAAAAGAAACGUGUCAAUCAUUCAUCUUUUGUGACAGAAAAUAUUUCAAAUGACAUUUGCAGUAUUAAGCAGUUAGUUAUUUAAAAUGAUGGUCAAAGGAAUAUUUUACCACCUAAAACAUCUUAAUAAAUAUUGUAUUUUCAAUAAAAAGUCGUCUCUUGAAUAUUCUGUAAAUAAAAAAGCUAAAAUCAAUUGGAGACAUUUCCACAAACGGUUG
Cololabis saira (Pacific saury) is the source of this 3072-nucleotide messenger RNA. It is a transcript of the gene vwa2, whose product is annotated as von Willebrand factor A domain containing 2. Gene Ontology annotation, molecular function: calcium ion binding. The coding region runs from base 86 to 2452 and encodes 788 amino acids. NCBI's taxonomy places the organism in Eukaryota, Metazoa, Chordata, Actinopteri, Beloniformes, Belonidae. The transcript is spliced from 14 exons. The record is from RefSeq and is a predicted model, not a curated record.